Messenger RNA from Cololabis saira (Pacific saury), 1775 nucleotides. It is a transcript of the gene ece2a, whose product is annotated as endothelin converting enzyme 2a. The transcript has 4 exons. Lineage: Eukaryota; Metazoa; Chordata; Actinopteri; Beloniformes; Belonidae. Gene Ontology annotation, molecular function: S-adenosylmethionine-dependent methyltransferase activity. The record is from RefSeq and is a predicted model, not a curated record. The coding region runs from base 251 to 991 and encodes 246 amino acids.
CAUGUUGCUCCGCCUUCCCAAAACAUUAACCGAGGGUACAUGUGCCUCUUUAUAUUCUACUUUUUCUAAAGUCUUGCAUUAAAAAAAGGGGGAAAAAAGGCUUCUCAUUCGGGUUUACGAUAACACGCGCACGAGUUUCCCGAUACUCUUUGAGGACUAUUUUUUUUCUCCUGACAACACGUGGAUUCAUUCGCAUUUUAAAGCUCUUUUUGGGGGUUAUAGUGACUGACGCUAACGAGGAGUUUAGAAAAUGGAGCAUCUGCCAGAUAACAACUCUAAAUACAAAGAUGUUGUCUACUGGGAUGAGAGAUACAAGACAGAGCAGUGCUAUGACUGGCUGGGCGGCUUUGCUCAAUUCCAGCACCUUCUGGAAAAAGUCAUCAAGAAAGAAGACUCUAUUCUUAUACUGGGUUGUGGGAACAGUAGCAUGAGCGGUGACAUGUACACAGCCGGAUACCAUGCAAUCACCAACAUCGAUUACUCCUCGGUGUGCAUCAAUACCAUGAGUGCCAGGUACAACAGCUGUUCAGGCAUGACUUGGCACCAGAUGGAUGUGCGCCAGCUCUCCUUCCCCGACGCAUCAUUUAAUGUCAUCCUAGAGAAGGCCACGUUGGAUGCCAUUAUGGUGGAGGAGAAGACACCUUGGGAGGUUUCCCCAGAAACUGCCUGUUUUAUUCAUCAAGCUCUCACAGAGAUUAGUCGCUGCUUGAAACCUGGAGGUCGGUUUAUCUCUGUUACCUUUGCCCAGCCUUUCUUCAGGAAGCGCCUCUACGCUCGCAACGAGUACAACUGGUCAGUUAACCAUCACAGUUAUGGAGAAGGCUUUGAAUAUUUUGUGUACGUAAUGACCAAAGGAGAGGAGCUCAGCCCAGAAGAUGCAGCUCUGGAAAGGAAGCUAUUGGAGGACACCAAAUCCUCACUAGGACCUGCGAGCGUUACUCCCACUCCAGCUGAAGAUAAGGAGGACUUCCUGUCCAGUAUUGACUUAUGACCGACAUAUACAAAAUGAUCUCAGGAGGACUUCACCUUUCAUUCUUAUGCAGACUCAAGACUGUAGUAAUAAGUUCAAAGAACCAAACUUCUCAGCCUUAAAAGACUGUUUUUUCAAUAAUUAUGUAAUGUUUUUAGGUUUCUGGAGACAACAAUUAUGUGUCAUGUGUGUCUUCGUCAACAAAGAAGCCCAGUGUAUCUUUUACGUGACUUUGAGGGUUUGUGAAGAAAUGAAAUCCCUGUUAGAGCUGCAAUUAAUACCAGUAUGUAUUUUUACCAGGUAUUCUAUUUCCUAAUUUAAUCAACUAUUUCAGUUUCUUUUUUAGAUAACCAAGUGCCUUUGGUUGGUAUUGAAACCAAAAAGAAACUUGGAUAAAAGCUUUAAAAACAGUGGGGGGAAAUAAAUGCCUGUAACACUUACUAAAGUGUAAAAGGCAAGUUUAAUGAAAGACUCUCGCCUCUCAGGUAAAAGUAGAUGUAGAGUCAGUAUCAACCACACCUGCAUACUUAUACUGGACGUGAUUGAUGAUAAAGCUGACAUGUGACUCAAAAUCUGGAUAUAAAUGUUCCCCUAAAAAAUUUAACAGAAAGGUUUUAUACCAGUUUUUACUGCAGAGAUGUAUCUUGUAUGAACAAGAUAAGACUAAACAUUUUGAGUGCGUUUAUGGGUCCAGUGGACAGUAAUGUGUAUGUAAGUGACACAGGUGUUUAUUGUGUAUUUUUACUUUGUUAGAAACUGUUUUAUGUCAUGACAGACUUUCAUGUCAGGAAGUAUUUUCUAUAAA